Purpureocillium lilacinum is the source of this 690-nucleotide messenger RNA. Its product is annotated as translation elongation factor 1 beta. Gene Ontology annotation, biological process: translational elongation. Gene Ontology annotation, cellular component: eukaryotic translation elongation factor 1 complex; cytosol. The record is from RefSeq and is a predicted model, not a curated record. Lineage: Eukaryota; Fungi; Ascomycota; Sordariomycetes; Hypocreales; Ophiocordycipitaceae. Gene Ontology annotation, molecular function: translation elongation factor activity; guanyl-nucleotide exchange factor activity.
AUGGGCUUCACCGAUCUCCUCACUGAUGCUGGCCUUGGCCUCCUGAACAACUGGCUGGUCACCCGCUCCUACAUCACUGGCUACAACGCCAGCCAGGCCGACGUCGCCUGCUUCAAGGCCCUCAAGUCCGCCCCCGACGCCGAGAAGUACCCCAACGCCGCCCGCUGGUACCAGCACAUCGCCACCUACGAGGACGAGUUCAGCAGCCUGUCCGGCGAUGCCACCAAGCCCUACACCGUCUACGGCCCUACCGAGGCUGAGGUCACCCUGAACCCCGCCAAGGCCCCCGCCGCCGCUGAGGAGGACGACGACGUCGACCUGUUCGGCAGCGACGACGAGGAGGAGGACGCCGAGGCCGUCCGCAUCCGCGAGGAGCGCCUGGCCGCUUACCGCGAGAAGAAGGCCGCCAAGCCCAAGAUCGCUGCCAAGUCCAUUGUCACCAUGGACGUCAAGCCUUGGGACGACGAGACCGACAUGGCCGAGCUCGAGGCCUCCGUCCGUAGCAUCGAGAAGGACGGCCUGGUGUGGGGUGCCUCCAAGCUGGUCGCUCUCGGCUUCGGCAUCAAGAAGCUGCAGAUCAACCUGGUUGUCGAGGACGAGAAGGUCUCCCUGGACGAGCUCCAGGAGCAGAUCCAGGAGUUCGAGGACUACGUCCAGUCCACCGAUAUCGCCGCCAUGCAGAAGCUGUAA